Chrysoperla carnea is the source of this 425-nucleotide messenger RNA. RefSeq lists its product as uncharacterized. The record is from RefSeq and is a predicted model, not a curated record. The transcript is spliced from 2 exons. The coding region runs from base 69 to 425 and encodes 118 amino acids. Lineage: Eukaryota; Metazoa; Arthropoda; Insecta; Neuroptera; Chrysopidae.
UACAAUUAUUGUUGAAUAAUUUUACAAUAAAUUAUUAAUUAACUUUUGGAAAGUUUCAAUACAUAAAAAUGAUUAAAAUACUGCUAGUUUUUAUUUUAACUUUGAUACUAUUAUUUACGGGAACGAUUGGGGGUCGUACUUUUUUGGAUGGAAAACGGCAAGUCGGUGAUAAAAUUUUGUAUCAAGAAUAUAUUCAAGCUGCUGGUUCACCAUUGCAUCGAGUAAAUCGACAAGUUGCUUUCGAUGGCUUAAAAGGACGUAAAGUUACAAUGAUUAAUGUCACAGAUUUAGCAUUGCCUACGUCAGAAAAAGGUGGUCGAGUCUCAUUAUUAUCUGGCGGUGCUGGUUAUACAUUUGCCAUUUUAGAUUUUCGAUCGGAAAUAUCGAAAGGACUAAAUUUUGAAGUGGUUAUUUAUGGAAAAUAA